AUCACAAAUUCAUCGUCAUCCGCACAAAUAGCAGGCUUGCUGCAAAUACCCCAUUGCAUACUAACAGUUAAAGUCAGUGGAAAUCAGUCGUGAUCCACCCAGUUUCAUACCGUGUGACUCCCUGGUGUUGUGUCUAUCAUUCGUGUGUAGUCCCAUGUAGUACAGCAUUACUCUAACCCUUAUGUGGUCAAGUGUCGUGACAACGAAAUGAUGCAAUAAAAGCCAUUCACGUCCCCCCUCAAAAUGCUGUAAUCACUGGUGAACUCUACACAGGAAAUCUGCUGUGUUUUAAGUUGUAACGAUAGUGGGAGACACUGAACUUAUCAUCCGUGUGAUGUAACAGUGCCUUCAUUGAAGUGUUUCGUGAGUGCGAACUGUGAAAGAAUCGUCUAAUAUUAAGUUUUAGAGUGAGAGUGGUAGAUUCUGUCGCGUGUGUGCUGAAUAAAACAGGAGUCACAUCAAGCAACAUUCACCAUAGUACCGUCAUAUAUGGGAAUGUCAUUUCAGCAUAGGUGACGCCGCUGCAAUGAGGACGAUGCGUUAGCAGUGACUAUGGGAUCAGAGGCAUGGGCGUGCGUGCAGACCCUGGGUCUUUCCGGUGGUGUCAGGCAUUAAGCCGGUCGCGAUCAAUCGCCACUACUCGAUCAUCUUGCGAGUGGACACUCCUCUGCCUCAUUACACUUACUCUUGUUGCAGGAACAACAUCAAAUACGAAUUUAGCCCAACAGGAUGCCGUACAUAUUACUGCCAUUCUUGGAGAGAGUGUUGUCUUCAAUUGCCACGUCGAAUUUCCCGGUGAUCAUCCCGUUCCUUAUGUCCUCCAGUGGGAGAAGAAGGUGAGCGAAACGGGCCAAGAAAUACCGAUUUACAUUUGGUACGAAAACUACCCAACACACAGUGGAGAAGGCUACGAAGGACGUGUGUCACGUGUAUCUCCUGAUUCAUCUUUUGGUGCAGCAUCGCUCAACUUGACGAAUAUUCGUGAAUCGGAUCAGGGGUGGUAUGAAUGUAAGGUUGUUUUCCUCAAUCGACCACCCAACAACAACAAGAACGGCACUUGGUUCCACUUAGAUGUACAUGCACCGCCGCGAUUCAGCGUUACCCCCGAGGAUAUUAUCUACGUUAACUUAGGUGAUUCAAUAAUUCUAAAUUGCCAAGCCGAUGGCACACCCACACCCGAAAUACUCUGGUACAAAGAUGCCAACCCGGUGGAACCUUCUUCUACUGUGGGCAUCUUUAACGAUGGCACCGAAUUGCGCAUCUCAACCAUCAGACACGAGGACAUUGGAGACUACACCUGUAUCGCUCGCAAUGGUGAGGGCCAAGUCUCUCAUACGGCUCGUGUUAUAAUAGCGGGCGGCGCUGUUAUCAUGGUGCCGCCCACAAAUCAAACAAAGUUGGAGGGCGAAAAAGCUCAAUUCACUUGCGAGGCUAAAGCUAUGCCCGGCAAUGUGACUGUCCGGUGGUAUCGGGAGGGUAUUUCAGUCCAAGAGGUCGUAGAUCUCGAAACGCGCGUCAUUAUUCGUAAAGAUGGUUCAUUAAUUAUCAAUCCAGUCAGCGCAGAUGAUUCUGGACUGUACUUGUGUGAGGUGUCCAAUGGGAUUGGCGAUCCGCAGAGCGCUUCGGCCUAUUUGAAUGUUGAAUAUCCUGCCAAAGUGACCUUCACUCCAACUAUACAAUAUCUACCCUUUCGAUUAGCUGGCGUCAUACAGUGCUAUAUAAAAGCAAAUCCUCCCCUACAAUAUGUAACAUGGACCAAAGACAAGAGGUUGCUGGAACCUUAUCAAACGCGAGACAUUGUUGUGAUGAACAAUGGAUCUCUCUUAUUUACACGUGUCAAUCAAAAUCAUCAGGGAAGAUAUACAUGUACACCAUAUAAUGCUCAGGGUACGCAGGGCUCAUCGGGGCCCAUGGAAGUGCUCGUGCGAAAGCCACCUGUGUUUACGGUGGAGCCCGAGCCGAUGUACCAACGUAAGGUGGGUGAAACGGUGGAGAUGCACUGUGAUGCUCUAGAGGCGGAAGGUACGCAAAAGCCCAAUAUUCAGUGGCAGAGGCGCGAUGGGACACCGCUACAGCGAAAUCGGGUUAAAGCAAAUAGUGGGAAUAUCACGAUUGAAAAUUUGAGAAGGUCAGACUUUGGGUACUAUCAGUGUGUAGCUUCGAAUGAGGUGGCGACAAUUGUUUCGGCAACACAACUCGUCAUUGAGGGUACACAGCCACAUGCACCCUACAACAUUACGGGCACAGCUACGGAAUUUUCCGUAACAAUUUCAUGGAUGCCCGGGUACAGUGGUGGCCCGGACUACAAGCAGGACUACACAAUUUGGUAUCGCGAAGGUGGGGUUUCGGACUGGCAGACAAUCCCAGUAACCCCAUCCGGAAGCACCCAGGUCACAGUCAAUCGUCUAUCUCCUGGUACAACGUACGAAUUCCAGGUGGUUGGGAAGAACGCUCUGGGUGAUGGCAUGAUGAGCAAAAUUAUGACGAUACGUACUCUUGACGUGAAUGCGGCAAAAAAAGUGAUUCAGACAACUACUCCGGCUCCAGUGAAUGAAAAUGAAUUCGUUCAUGCAUCCGAUGAUCUCGGCCCAAAACCUGGUGUACCCCGCAAUUUAACCGUAACCGAAGUUUCAAAUGGUUUUCUCAUCACGUGGCAAACACCAUUGGAACGUGCACAUCUUAUCCAAUUCUACACGAUAAAGUAUCGCACUGAUGCCCAGUGGAAGACCCUCAAUCGCGGUCAGAUUCGCCCAGAGGACACAUCGUACCUGGUGAAGAAUCUUGUUGGUGGGCGCACGUACUAUUUCCGGGUACUGGCUAACUCUCUCAAGAGUUACGAAUCCAGUGAGGAGGUUAAAUUCCCGGUACCAGCUCGAGUCAAGCACAAAGCAAUUACGGCUGGCGUCGUUGGUGGAAUAUUGUUCUUUAUAGUCGCUAUCAUUCUAUCUAUUUGUGCUGUAAAAAUAUGUAACAAGCGAAAACGACGAAAACAGGAAAAAGCAUACAACAUGGUAGCUUGUAGGGUAACGGAUGCUCAAUAUAGAAAACAAAGAUCUGGCUCCAGUGGCCCUAGUCAAGUGCCUUUGAGAAAAUUUAGAGAAGGCAGAAUACCAGGCUUAAAGACCCUUGCCGCUGUUAUUAAUUGGAUCUGGCCACGCGAUCGCUGCACUAAUUGCAAUUCAAUUUACACCCUCUCGCUAACGGACAUUGAGGAGCGCAAUAAUAGCCUACGUGCCAUCCACCGAGCACCCGAUGGGCGCUUUGUACUGGCGGAUGAUCCAUUGGAAAUACCUGAGAGCGUGGAUGUGGUGGACGCCGCUCAGAGCGACGGGGUGGCAUCUCAGUACAGCAGCAGCGAUGACGGGGGCUUCCUGCCGCGACGAAGUCAGGGAAGAGCGUCAUGGCGGAGGCCCCUUGUUAUCUCACCCAGUCAAUUGAGUUCCGACGGUUCGGGACUCAGUCGAUAUGGGUCCCUCUUGGGUCGAGCAGCACCACUCCUCAUGCCCGCCACACGUUCAUCGCUGCACCAGAAUCUCCACAUUAGUACAAUUAGUGGAGGUGGAACGCUACCCUACACACCAGUAUCGAGAUUAUCUCGCUUCCAAGCGAGCUCUCCAGCUACCUCGAGUACAGCCGGGGGUGUAACAUCCCCUUGGUCACCGCUGUACUUCAGUGACCUCAGCUCAGUACAUCAGUCUAGUGCUGAAAGAUCCUUCCCAGCACCAAUGGGGUCACUGAGGUACCUGCAAGAUCGCCACUUUCACGAACUCCCAGCCCUUAGGACAAUCCACGAAGAGACACAGAGAAUGGCACGGGGUUUCGUCCCAGUGGGUCCUCCGUCGCCACACUGGAGAGGCUAUCACUACCUCCCGCAGACACAUCAGACCUAUCGACCGUCUCGGGGGCGUUUGCAGCCACGACAGUGGCGUGCUCGUAGUGCUCCUGAUCUUGCAUCCCCACUCAGCUAUCGCACAACAGGACUCGAGGCUUCGCCCGAAAGUCGAAGCAGUUCCAGUGGUUUUGGCAGUAAGAAUACGUCAACGCAGCAAAAUCAGAGCUCUCAAUCUGGCGGCAGUGGGGGUGAUUGGCGCUUCCUACCGCCCUACAGACCACCCCCACCGCCCCCAUCUUCCCUACAUAUUGGCUACACACGUUCACUGCGACGACCUCCUACACCACCAACGUACUCCAUGAGCCACUGGCUGGAUCUCGUAGCGAGGCUCAAUAGCGCCUCUGAACAGGCAAAUCUCAGUAAAUCCGUUGAUGUGGGCAGCGUAGAUGGGCACUAUGAGUUCGACCCGUCAACACCUACACCAACGGCUUCCACCCCAACAGGUCCCCCGGCACCGCAUCUACUGCAACUAGAACCCUUCUCCCUGGCUAGUGCCCUACCACCAGCUGCUCCCGGACCAAGUGGACGGAAGAGAGUUUCGCGGUAUGACAACAUUGAGGCCCGUGUGCAAGCGAUGAAGGAGGAAUUCUAUGCCUACCGUCAGCGACAGGCAAUGCGUAGGGCUGGAGUUGAACUUGAAAGCGCCUGUUAAUUGAUCUCUAUCCCAUUUCACGUGCAAGUGAUCUCAUAGAAUUUUCAGUCGAUUCCUUUUCUUGUUGCUUUUGAAAGGAAUAUUUUUUAUAGGUUUUUUUGCAAUUUUACUUCGAUAUUUUACGCUCGACGGUUGAGGAAUAAAUACCUGAAUGAUCAGGAUUUAGAAUUGAGGAAGAAAUGAAAGAUUUUAUUCCAGUAUUGCUCAGAUUUGUUGACCUUAAUGGUGAAAUUCCCUAUUCCGAAAGACUUAGGAUUUCUUCAGAAAGACUUAAUUUCUAUUAAAAUUUAAAAAUUUUAAAUUAUUUAAGUUUUGCUGAAUCGAGCUAAAUGCAUAUUUUUCGAGGAUUUUUCUUAGUCGUCUACGGGCAAUGAAAUUUGUAAAAAUCAUGGAAAAAUAUGCAAAUAUAUCAUUUUAGCCUGACUAAGAUAUCUUAAGUCUUAGGUGUGUUAAAAAGUUGUUAAAAAAUCUUAAGAAUGUCUGACUAAUGAUUUGGAGUGUAUAAAAAGUUUUUAUUUUCGUUUGAUCUUAAUGGAUUCGGUUAAUAGGAAACGUUUAAGAACUUCUUAAGCAAAAUUUCAAGAAUUUCAAAUGAAAAUUUACUUUUCUAGACAAUUUUAAAGUCAGACUUUGCAAAAAUUGCAAUAAACUUUUUUGGCGAUUCUUGUGAAAGUUUAACAUGAAAAUUUAUGUUUUCCUCUUCAAUUUAUAUUCCAUACACCGUACCACCGCUUUGUGUUCAAUUUUAUGAAAUCUAUUCUUGAAUUAAACUCUUCUUACUCCUUUUUCUUUUUUAUAUAUUUUUAUUAAAAAAAAUAUUUUUUUUUUAAAUAUAAUCAUGUGUUCCAAAUAAAUGUCAAUGAAAUGGGAAUGAGAAUCAAUUGAGCCAUGUUUUUUUUUUAAAUAAAUAAAGAGAGAUAACAUCAUGAAUGAUUAAAUAAAAAAAAAACAUUUUAGACAUCUACAGACUGAAUAAUAAAGUAAUAGUGUGUUGCAUUUAAUAAUUUUUUUUCGUCUAUUUACUUAUAGCGAUUGUGACUGAUUUUUAUUUUGAAAUUCUUGUUUAAUUUCUUCUUUGUAGCAAGCUCACGCUGAACGUUUCACUUUUUUUUUAAUAUCGGGUAAGCUGAUAAUUCAUAAAUUUCAACCUAUAUCUUUAUGGUUAUUUAAUGAUGUUGUUAUGUGCAGCAAAAAACAUAAAUCUCUCUAAUUUUUCACAACACAAAACCCUCUUUGUCCUCUGUAAUAUAUAGCUAAUUGAAUAAGGAUAAUUUAUUAGGCAAAGCCAUUGGUUUUAAAUGAUGACGGAGAACCACAUUACAUCACUAAUAAGGAUUCAUUAUAUAAAAAAAAUAGCGAGUAGAGUGAAAAAAAAUUUAAAUGUAAUUUACCGAAGUAAUAUUUACAAUACAUUUUAGGAAUUAUAAUGAGCAAACAAAUUCUAAUUCAUAAAAAAAAAACAAAAAAGAAUGUGCGCGUGGAUCAACGAUUAUUAAAAUUUAAAAAAAAAAUGAAGUAAUAUUAACAUUACAUUAUUUAAUAAAUAACUUAUAUAUACUUAAACUUGUAUAGGUAUGAUAUUAACAUUAAUGUUUUAUUUGUGUAAGGUGGUAACACAUUAGAAGAAAAAAUUGCGUAUCGAGUGUAAAUGGUAAAAAGAGAAAAUAAAAACGAUUUCAGUAAAAAGAAGGAUAUUUAAUUAGAAAACACAUAAAUAAAGUAAAAAAAAUAAAAUAGUGUGAUAAAAUUAUAUUGAUGGAAUGGCCGAAGAAAAUUAAAUGAUUGAAAGCCUCAAGAGAGGGGGAAAUUCGAAAAAAAUAACCUCUCGCAAGAAAAUUUGUAUGAAUGGCAGUAAAACGAAAAAAAAAUAGCAUUAAAUUUUGCAUUAAAAAAAAAAACAACAUUGAGUAAUUCCUCACGUAGCAAAACGUAUAUAGUGUAAUUUUUAGCUAAAAAGGAAUUAAAUUUAAAUGAAAAAAAAAGCCAGAGAAAGAGGUGAAAAAAUCCAGUUUAAACAUAUUCAGAUGAAAAAAAAAUGGCAUGAAAAAUGUUCUAAAAACUCAUUAGAAACGUAGUAAAAAAAUUCAUUGUUAAGGAUCUGUCGUCUCUAUCAUUCCUAUAUGCAAAUUUUUCAUAAAUCAAUCAGAAUUUAUUCUUUCCUGCAGCACUGCAAAGAAUACAAAAAUCAAUUUUCAUUCAAACUGAUUUUUCAUUCUUGGCACAAAAUUUACAGUCAUUCUUCCAAAAGUUCCGAUUUAAUAAACAUUUUUCAUCUCUUUGCAUCUCUCUUUGAUAAAGGUUUCUCAUUGAAAAUGUAACAAAGGAAAUUUACUUAAAAAAGAAAAACAAAACUUAUUUGUAUUUAAACAAAGGAAUUAAGAAUAAAAAUGAAAAGAAAAAAAAACAUAUGUCGAAAAUGAGGAUAACUAUUUAUUCUAUAAACAGAAAGGGAAAUUCUUUUACGGUUCUGCUAUCUAUAAUUAUUUUUUUAAAACAAUAAAAAUAAAAUUUCCUUUCUUAAAAAAAAAUAUUAAAAGAUUGAUAAAAUUAAUUUUCAGAGGUGGAUUGUUUGAAAUUUUCUAAAACUGAUAAAUAUUUUCUUAAAGCCCAAAACAAGAAUAAAAAAAAGGAUUCCUAUAUUUUUAUUAUUAUCUAAAAAAAAUUAUAUCAGACCACCAUGAAGUUAAUUUUUAUUCAUCCAAAAUUGCAAAAAGGAAAUUGGCCAUAAAAGGAAACUAUUCCGUGUUUAGGUAAAAAGGUGUAUCUAUAAAAACAAUAAUAAAAAAGUUUUAAAAAAAUUGUGACAUUACCAUAUCUAACAAUUCCUCUUUUUCCUUCGAUAAAAAAAGUUUUCAACAAAAAAUUGUCAUUUAUGAAGAUGGAAAUUUUUAGAGAAAAAAAUGUCAAAUUGGAUAUUAUAAUGAUAAAAAAGGAAUCAUAAAGAUUUUAAUAAAAAAUGAAUGAAAAAGUAAUAAUUCUAACGCUUUAUCGAUCGCUCAGAAUGACGAUCGACAAAUUCUAUAAAACUUCACACCCAAAAAAAGACAUGAAGCACAUUAACGAACGAAUUACUAAAAGGUGAAUGAUAAAAAAAUGAAAUAAAAUAAAAUAGGCAUUACCAAUUUAUAAAUAUUUAAUAAACAUAAGAAAAUAUGCGAAACCUUUUUAGAUAUUUAGUAAAAGAAGAAAAAAAAGAAAGAAUGAUAGAGCGCAUCUAAAAGGUAAAAAAAAAUACAGAAAUUAAAAAAAAAAAUGAAUAUUUAGGAAGAGUGUUGCUAUAUCGUCGAUUUCUCAAAAUAUCAGUUUCCAUCAAUGGAUCUAAUAUAAUUCUCACACAUUUUUUUUUAAUUAAAUAAUCCUGCAAUCAUCGAGUUUCAUUUUUGAGUACAAAUUUUUUAUUAUUUUAAUAUUUAGUCUUUUUUCUAAAUAUUUUUUUUAUUCUAUCUCAAUUAUUUUGAGAACUAUUUUAUUUAAUAUAUAUAUUUUUUUAAUAUUCUCAAGUACAACCUUCUUGUUCAAUAUAUUGUUAUCAUUAAGUCUAGAACAUAAAAACACAAAAACAACUUAACAACAAAAAUAUAUCGUGAUUUAUUUGAGAAUGAAUGUAAAUAGCAUACCACGUGAGUAAUUCUUCAAGUAAAAAAAAAACAAUUGAGAACAAGAAAUAUUUAUUAAAGAGUCUUUUAAUAUACAAUUGUAAGAGAUGAUAAAAAACAUAAAGAAAAAUUACAACAAAGUGUUUGAAUAAGUUUUUCAAUAAAGAAAAAAAUACAUAAUUCUUUCGCACAAGACUUGCACGACAUUUAAGGAAAAAAAUGAUAAUUAAUCAAUGAAAUCAAAUAACAAUUAUAUUAAGUAUUUAUUAUAUAUAGUUUAAAAUGAAGAAGAAGAAGAAAAAAAAAUGAUGGUCGGAUGCUAGAAAUAUCAUUAAAUAUUGCUGAAACGUCUAAUGGAGAGAUAAAAUAUAGCCCUGGCAGCAAUAUUUGUGAUUUGGAGUGACAAAAAGGAAAACUAUAUAAGAAAAUAUCACAGUAGAUCAUCACGAAUGCGUUUAGAAUGCGAAGAUACAACAAAUAAUUAAAAAAAAAAACAAAGCGAAAAUUCUAAAGAUAGACGAACAAACUAAACCCCUGUGCAGACCCCUUAAUAAUCCCACACAGAUCCUUUUAAUUAAUCCAAAAAAAAUUCAUUUGGACAUCUGCAUCCGGAUUGAAGAUAAAAUAGAAUGCAAUUUUAUUAAAAAGAGAUUAAAUAAAAGAAACACACUGUAAAACUUCUGCAUUACUUGAGAUAACCGAGCGAUAGAGAAUGACAGAGAGAAGAUGAUAAAAUAUUUAGUAAUUUUUAAUAAAAAGAAAAAUGAGAAGCAACACUAAAAAUGAAAUUAUAAUGAAAUAACACACGAGUAUAAUGAAAAAAAAAAUCAUCAAAUUUCUUAAAAAAAAAAAUUCUGAUUUCUAAAAUUAAUUAAAAUUGAUUUCAGAUUAGAGAACAAACAGAAAUUAGAAAGGACAGAAAGGUGAAAGAAAAAAAUGCGCGAUGUGGAAAGCAAAAUGAUGAAUUAGAUGAAUUAGUUUUUUAGUUAAUAAGUGUUGAGAAAUAUAGAUGACAGUUGUUACUGUGUAACUGCGCUGUAUAAAGCAUCAAAUCCGAGAAGAAAAAGAGAAUUCCAAAAAAAAAGAGAUGAAGAAAAAUACAAUAAUGUUGCCAGAAUAA
Lutzomyia longipalpis is the source of this 9260-nucleotide messenger RNA. RefSeq names its product protein turtle (gene tutl). The coding region runs from base 567 to 4544 and encodes 1325 amino acids. The transcript has 13 exons. The record is from RefSeq and is a predicted model, not a curated record. Gene Ontology annotation, cellular component: plasma membrane; axon. Gene Ontology annotation, biological process: axon guidance; dendrite self-avoidance; homophilic cell-cell adhesion. Gene Ontology annotation, molecular function: cell-cell adhesion mediator activity. Lineage: Eukaryota; Metazoa; Arthropoda; Insecta; Diptera; Psychodidae.